UGAGAGGGGAAGAAACCAGAAAAAGAAGCAGAGAGAAACCAAUGCUCCAAAGCUUUAGCUGCGUAAAACCCUCUCCAAACCCCAUAACCAAAUUCAUAUCUGAUCACCCGUAUCUUUCUCUACUCGAAACAAAAUGCACCAACAUGAAAGACCUCAAAAAAAUCCAUGCCCAACUCAUCAAAACCGGCCUUGUAAAAGACAUCAUAGCAGCUAGCCGUGUCCUGGCCUUCUCAGCUUCUCCCGCAGGAGACAUCAACUACGCUUCUUCUUUCUUCGCUCGUAUCGAACACCCAAAUCUAUUUGCUUGGAACACCGUCAUUAGAGCCUUCUCUCGAAGCUCAAACCCAGAAAUCGCCAUCUCUCUUUUCAUUCACAUGUUGGUUCAUUCGUCUGUUGAACCGGAAAGGCUAACGUAUCCUUCGGUGUUCAAGGCUUACGCUCAACUUGGCCUAGCCUGUUACGGGAGACAGCUUCAUGGGAGAGUUAUAAAACAGGGUCUCAACCGUGACCGGUUUAUCCAAAACACAAUUAUUUACAUGUAUGCGAAUUGUGGGUUUUUGAGUGAAGCUUGGUUGAUGUUUGACGAAGAGAUGGAACUCGACGUUGUUGCGUGGAAUUCAAUGGUUAUAGGGCUAGCCAAAUGUGGAGAGAUCGAUGAGGCCCGGAAACUGUUCGAUAAAAUGCCGACGAGGAACACGGUGUCGUGGAAUUCGAUGAUUAGCGGUUACGUUAGGAACGGUAAAUUUUCGGAAGCGUUGGAGUUGUUUCGAGAGAUGCAGGGCGAGAAGAUUCGGCCUAGCGAGUUUACAAUGGUUAGCUUGUUGAAUGCGUCUGCUUGCUUGGGAGCAAUAACACAAGGGAAAUGGAUUCAUGAUUAUAUACUAAACCAGAACUUCGAGUUGAACCCGAUUCUCGUUACUGCAAUUAUAGACAUGUAUUGCAAGUGCGGCGAUGUUGAAAUGGCUGUACGAGUCUUUCAAACGUCUCCCGAAGGCGGAUUGUCGUGCUGGAAUGCCAUGAUCUUAGGCCUAGCUACCAACGGAUGUGAACGAGAAGCAAUUCUAUUGUUUUCGGAGCUAGGGUCUUCGAGUCUCGAACCCGACUAUGUCAGCUUCAUCGGUGUUCUAAUGGCUUGUAAUCAUGCAGGAAUGGUGGAUAAAGCAAGACAAUACUUCUCAUCGAUGACGGAGAAAUACAAAAUCGAACCUUCCAUUAAGCACUAUAGUUGUAUGGUCGAUGUAUUAGGUAACGCCGGGUUCCUCGAAGAGGCGGAACAACUGAUAACAAGUAUGCCUAUUGAUGGAGACGUUAUUAUAUGGGGGUCAUUGCUCUCGGCUUGUCGGAAGCAUGGGAAUGUCGAGAUGGCGAAAAGGGCAGCAAAGCAUGUUACUGAACUUGAUCCGGACGAAAGCUCCGGAUAUGUACUUAUGUCUAAUGUAUAUGCUGCAAAUAGGCAAUUCGAGGAAGCCAAUGAGCAGAGGCUUUUGAUAAAAGAGAAGCAAUUAGAGAAAGAACCGGGGUGUAGUCUGAUUGAAGUUAAUGGUGAAGUUCAUGAGUUUGUUUCUGGUGGAAGGCUUCACCCUCAAGCAAAGGAGAUUUACUCUGUUUUGAAUGAGUUGAAACUCGUUUUAAAAUACGAUGGAUCACGGUAACAUGUGUUCGGCAUAUAUCGAGUCCUACAUGGAUAUGAUUGCGGUUGUUUUUAAUUUUUUUCAUAUAUUUAAAAGAUCCGACUUAGUUUUGAAUACAUUGUUCGAAGUCCGAACAUGAAGAGCCGAGGGUAACAUACUACUACCGUAUGAGGCUGUGAAGAUACUGCAAUAAGAGAAUGAGGAUUAUUUGGACAUAGUUCGUCCCGGUGCCCAAGAGUACAUAUCAGGUGUA
Messenger RNA from Hibiscus syriacus, 1884 nucleotides. Its product is annotated as pentatricopeptide repeat-containing protein At2g42920, chloroplastic-like. The coding region runs from base 42 to 1652 and encodes 536 amino acids. The transcript has a single exon. Gene Ontology annotation, molecular function: protein binding; RNA binding. NCBI's taxonomy places the organism in Eukaryota, Viridiplantae, Streptophyta, Magnoliopsida, Malvales, Malvaceae. The record is from RefSeq and is a predicted model, not a curated record. Gene Ontology annotation, biological process: RNA modification.